UUAAGGUGAGCUGAGGCAGCCACAACUGGUACUCAGCCUCCCUACCACCCGGCAAGGCACUAUGGCAAAGGAAGUUCAGGUCCUGCUGUCCCCGCUGAAAGGGCGGCACCCUCCAGCAGUGAAAGCGGGAGGAAUGAGAAUUUCCAAAAAACAAGAAAUGGGCGUUUUGGAAAGACACACCAAAAAAACAGGAUUGGAGAAAACAAGCGCCAUCACAAAUGUCACCAAGAUGCAGAUGUUGGAAUCUCUGAACGACACGCUGGACAAGCUCAACCAUAAAUUUCCAGGAACGGUUCACAUGGCACGUCAGAAACCCACACCUGCUCUGGAGAAGGCUGCUCCACUGAAGAGGAUCUACAUUAUCCAGCAGCCUCGGAAAUACUAGGACAGGAUGUAAAACACAGGCAGCUGAUCAGUUCUCCCGCGAUCUGACAGCUCAGCAAAGAUGGCCAACACUUCCUGUGGGCCUGAUGAUGCCCUUGUUUGAUAAAUAAACCAAAUUUUGUACCUUUACUUUUCACUUUAGAUAAUAAAGUUUCCAAAAUUACAAAUCCAA
Molecule: messenger RNA, 556 nt
Organism: Psammomys obesus (fat sand rat)
Lineage: Eukaryota; Metazoa; Chordata; Mammalia; Rodentia; Muridae
Gene: Dapl1
Product: death associated protein like 1
Exons: 4
Coding region: 62-385 (107 amino acids)
Biological process (GO): apoptotic signaling pathway; cellular response to amino acid starvation; negative regulation of autophagy
Molecular function (GO): death domain binding
Source: RefSeq, a predicted model, not a curated record